GAACAGCGUGGAUCGGACUACGUCGAACUCUAGUUGGGCUCCGCGCCCGCCUCUGGCCAUUCUCAUCUCUCCGGGAUCCUUUGUUCGUCGAAGUCGUAGAUCUGGUUAGCUUUUGAUCCAUCAGUCGUCGCCUGGAGGUGGUGGUGGUGGUGGUGGAUUGGAGGAGAUCUUUGCAUGGCUCAGUUGCAGGCGAUUGGGGCCUGUUCUUCUUCGAAGAUUUCGUUUCAUCGACCGAGGAUUUGUGGAACACCCGCCUAUCGGGAUAACAUAUGCUACUUUAAGAAGUCCAACUUCCACCUGGAGGUGGGUGCAAGGUCAAGUGGGUUCUGCGGCCAUGUGAACAUUAACCAGAAUUCGCGACAAACAUGUGUUACUGGGAACAAAGAUAUUCAGUUUGUACUUGCUGAUGAAAAAGGGACAGAUCCGACACUUUCUGGAAAAACUGAUGUUUAUGGCAGUCAUAAUGGUAGCAGAUUGCGUGGAAAGUUGAAUAAAGUUGUUUUAGCUUACAGCGGUGGCUUGGAUACAUCAGUUAUUGUUCCAUGGCUAAGGGAGAACUAUGGAUGUGAAGUUGUUUGCUUCACUGCAGAUGUUGGUCAAGGUGUCAUGGAGAUGGAUGGCUUGGAAAGAAAAGCCAAAGCCAGUGGUGCAAGUCAACUUGUUGUCAAAGAUCUAAAAGAGGAAUUUGUUAGAGAUUACAUAUUCCCCUGUUUGCGAGCUGGGGCUGUCUAUGAAAGGAAGUAUUUGCUUGGGACCUCGAUGGCUCGCCCUGUUAUUGCUAAGGCAAUGGUUGACGUUGCUAGAGAAGUUGGUGCAGAUGCAGUCUCACAUGGAUGCACAGGAAAAGGAAAUGAUCAGGUUCGAUUUGAACUUACCUUCUUCGCUUUGAAUCCUGAACUCAAAGUUGUGGCACCAUGGAGGGAAUGGGAGAUCACAGGUCGAGAAGAUGCUAUUGAGUAUGCCAAGAAACACAAUGUUCCUGUUCCUGUUUCAAAGAAAUCAAUUUAUAGCAGAGACAGGAAUCUAUGGCACCUUAGCCAUGAGGGAGACAUUCUGGAGGACCCUGCAAAUGAGCCAAAGAAGGAUAUGUACAUGAUGACCGUUGACCCAGAAGAUGCGCCUAAUGAACCUGAAUAUGUGGAGAUUGGCAUCAAUUCAGGCAUGCCUGUUUCCCUCAAUGGAAAGGAGCUCUCCCCUGCAUCCCUUCUCUCUGAGCUCAAUGAGAUUGGUGGUAAGCAUGGGAUUGGACGCGUGGACAUGGUCGAGAACCGGCUGGUUGGCAUGAAGUCCCGCGGCAUCUACGAGACACCUGGUGGCACCAUCCUGUGGACAGCAGCCCGUGAACUUGAAUCCCUGACACUUGACCGGGAGACCAUGCAGGUGAAGGACAUGCUUGCGCUCAAGUAUGCCGAGCUGGUGUAUGCCGGCCGCUGGUUCGAUCCUCUCCGCCAGUCCAUGGAUGCCUUCAUGCAGAAGAUAACACAUACCACAACUGGAUCUGUGACUCUCAAGCUCUACAAGGGGUCGGUCAGCCUUGCAUCACGGAAGAGCCCAUAUAGCCUGUACAGGGAAGACAUCUCAUCAUUUGAAAAUGGCCUCAUCUACAACCAGGCUGACGCUGCUGGCUUCAUCAGGCUGUAUGGGCUUCCUACCAGAGUCCGGGCAAUGCUUGAGAGGGGCAUCUGAGUGUUUCUUCUCCUCCUGCCUGUGGGAAUCAACUAGUGCAAGCACAGCAUAUUUUGUAGGCUUUAAUUCAUAAGGUCCUCCUUGUUGUGCCAUUAUGUAGGCACAGUAUAUUCUGAAGUUUUCUGUCAGACGCUGUGCAAGAUCUGAUGGUAGGAUUAAAUAAGGUCGUUGAGUGUUGUGGUUCAUUUUUUUUUUUUCCCCUCUCUUUCAAUAUGCAAGGGAUGUGGAAAAUGGAUGCUGCAACAAGUGAUAUGAUGUGAUGGACCGGUAGUGAGUGGCUCAAUUAUUUUAUGGCUUGUUGGUAGGUUUCUUUCAUGGAUGAUAACCUCAAGAGCUGUAUGUGGUCCAAAUAUAAUCAUCCAAAUCUGUCAGAUUGUUGAUAGAGAGGUAUGUGUCCAUUGUCUGGUAGGCCGGGUACUGCUGAGUAGCAUUAUUGUUUGUGCUAAGUUAGCUACCAUUCUCUGGAUGAAAGGAAAGGAAGAUGCUUAAAGCUGCAUCAGUCGGUAGCAAUUUUAUCUAUCUCUCACAUCUUUGUUCUGGCCUAUUGGUGGAGGAUGGUUAUCCCAGGACUAAGAUUUCCUGCCAUCCGGCACUUGUUUCAUGAAAGUGUAUCAGGAUAAGCAAUAAUUACGGAAUAAACUGUAGCGUGAAAGGUUGA
Messenger RNA from Elaeis guineensis (African oil palm), 2344 nucleotides. Its product is annotated as argininosuccinate synthase, chloroplastic. Gene Ontology annotation, biological process: L-arginine biosynthetic process; urea cycle. NCBI's taxonomy places the organism in Eukaryota, Viridiplantae, Streptophyta, Magnoliopsida, Arecales, Arecaceae. Gene Ontology annotation, molecular function: argininosuccinate synthase activity; ATP binding. The record is from RefSeq and is a predicted model, not a curated record. Gene Ontology annotation, cellular component: cytoplasm.